AUGCUCAUAAACAACUCGUGUGUUCUUAUGGACAGUUAUAUUUUCUUGCAAACAAAUGUAAAUAUGGAUUUUUUUCGUGCGCAAAAACUUAAAAACAUCCGUACCCCCAACUAUGUGUCAAUCAUUUCUAGACUCGUUGACUUUGGUAUUAUACAUACUGAAAACACUGAAUAUUUUAGUACAGUCGAACUAAAUAGUUCAUAACAGAUCAUAACAGUUAACAUGAUGAAUAUUACAAUUGUUCUCUUGCUUAAUCUGGCAGCAUACGCGGCGUGUGGUGGCGGCCUGGAACCGCCAUUAGCAGGCAGCUUAGAUGGUGAUGAAUGGGAGUAUGAAGAUGUCAACAAUAACAUUGAACUUAGUAAGCCAAUUCAACCGAUUAGAGUACCAACGUCUGAACGGCAUGGAUCAGUUGAAAUUAGUGAAACAAUUGAACCGAGUGAACCGAUUGGACCGAGUGAACCGAUUAUUGAACCGAGUGAAGUAGCUAGUACUUCACGCGGUGUGACUCCCAGUAACAGAUAUCCAAUAGGUGUGUAUUAUGACUACCAUGGUGAUCCAGCAGUGGCGUCACGUGACGGAUCGAAUCAUAGUAAUGAAGGUACACAGAAUUUCACAAGUACAGGUGUAGUCACCAUCUUAGAUUCCGUAACCCAGUCGUUUGACGGCGAAACACUCGUCAUUAACGGCAUCUACGUCCCAGAAAUUCAAGCAGAAGAUCUACGGUGGAUACAAUGGGGUGAAGGUACACUCAAGAUCAACGGGAUGGAAAAUGAAAGAUUCAAGGGAAUACCAGGAAAGGGAACCCUGAUUUUUUAAUCAAGCAAUAAGUCUACAAUAAAAAAU
Molecule: messenger RNA, 846 nt
Organism: Adelges cooleyi (spruce gall adelgid)
Lineage: Eukaryota; Metazoa; Arthropoda; Insecta; Hemiptera; Adelgidae
Exons: 4
Coding region: 223-819 (198 amino acids)
Source: RefSeq, a predicted model, not a curated record